Penicillium verhagenii is the source of this 2142-nucleotide messenger RNA. RefSeq names its product putative acyl-CoA synthetase. The record is from RefSeq and is a predicted model, not a curated record. The coding region runs from base 1 to 2142 and encodes 713 amino acids. Lineage: Eukaryota; Fungi; Ascomycota; Eurotiomycetes; Eurotiales; Aspergillaceae. The transcript has 2 exons.
AUGACGCCACAUCCACAACAGGCAGCGUUGGAACUCUCGCUUCGUGAUCCGGAGAGAUUUUGGUCUGGUCCCGCAGAGCGGCUCCACUGGCACCGAAAGCCAUCCAAAGCUCUGACACUCCAAUCCAAGACCCUCCCUAGCGGGGUCCAGCAUGAACAUUGGUCCUGGUUUGCCGACGGCGAGAUCUCCACGACUUUUAACUGUGUAGAUCGUCAUGUGCACAAUGGUCUCGGGGACCAGGUCGCCAUCAUUUGGGAGUCACCUGUCACGCAGACAACGGAGAAGUUCACCUAUAACCAGUUACUGGAUGAGGUCGAGGUCCUUGCGGGGGUCUUACGCGAGGAGGGGGUCCGCAAAGGCGACGUGGUGAUCAUUUACAUGCCGAUGAUACCCGCGGCGCUCAUCGCCGCGCUUGCGAUUACUCGGCUGGGCGCCAUCCAUGCAGCUGUGUUUGGCGGCUUCGCCGCCCACUCGCUAGCGCAACGCAUCGAGGCUGCACGUCCCCGCGCCAUCAUGACCGCCUCGUGUGGGGUCGAGGGCUCCAAGGGCCCCAUUCCCUACCGGCCUCUAGUGGAAGGCGCGGUGGCGGCGAGCAAGUUCAAGCCGAGCAAGGUGAUUGUUUGGCAGCGAGACCAGCUGCGCUGGAAUCAGCCCGAUAAGCUGGGUGGCCAGCGAAACUGGCAGAGACUGGUCAAAAGCGCCCGCAUGCGUGGAAUACGGGCCGGUCCGGUACCUGUCAAGAGCACGGACGGACUUUAUAUCAUCUACACGAGUGGCACCACCGGACUACCUAAGGGGGUACUCCGGGAGGCUGGCGGGCAUGCCGUUGGGCUUGAACUUUCGAUUCGGUCUUUAUUCGGGAUUAAAGGGCCGGGUGAUGUGAUGUUCUGUGCGUCGGAUAUUGGUUGGGUGGUUGGACAUUCGUACAUUUUAUAUGCGCCGCUGCUUGUCGGCGCAACUACUGUUCUCUUUGAGGGUAAGCCUGUUGGGACGCCUGAUGCGGGCACUCUGUGGCGCAUUAUUGAGAAACAUGCGGUCAAUACUCUGUUUACGGCGCCUACGGCAAUGCGGGCCAUCCGUAAAGAUGACCCGAAUGACAAGCUCUUUAAGGAAGUUGCACGGCGCGGCGGGCUGAAGUCUCUUCGAGCGCUGUUUCUUGCGGGAGAGCGAAGUGAGCCGAGUAUUGUGCAGUCGUAUCAGGAUCUUCUGACUCGGUUCGCGGCGCCGGGUGCUCUCGUCGUUGAUAAUUGGUGGUCUUCUGAGUCUGGAUCCCCCAUCACUGGACUGGCACUGAACAGCAGCGCGGCCGUUCCCAACAGCGUAAACGCAGGAGCCGUCCGCCCCCUUGCUAUCCGACCCGGCUCAGCAGGCCUGCCGAUGCCAGGAUUCGACGUACAUAUCGUCGAUGACGAUGGUAAUGAGGUCCCUCGCGGGACAAUGGGUAACAUCGUCAUGGCUCUACCGUUGGCACCAACAGCAUUCACAAGCCUAUUCCAGGAUGAGGAGAGAUUUUAUAACGGAUAUUUAAAACGAUUCAAUGGCCGCUGGGUAGAUACAGGUGAUGCAGGACUAAUUGACGAAGAUGGAUACGUUCACAUUAUGUCUCGAUCAGACGAUAUCAUCAAUGUGGCCGCUCAUCGCUUCAGUACAGGUAAAGUCUAUCUCCCUGAUCACAGCAUAACUCACAGUAAAACUCAACUAACCCUUUUGAAAGGCUCAAUUGAACAAGCAAUUCUAUCUCACCCCUCCAUCAGCGAAGCCAGCGUUGUGGGUAUCCCAGACUCACUUAAGGGUCACCUCCCUUUCGCAUUCAUCCAACCCCGGGCUGGCACUGAUUAUCCAGACCCAUUGUCCGCGACACCAAGCACACAGCUUUUUAAAGAAGUCAAUGCACUGGUGCGUGAUCAAAUCGGUGCUAUCGCCUCAUUGGGUGGUAUCAUUCAGGGUCGGGGUAUGAUACCCAAGACUCGAAGUGGGAAGACGUUGCGUCGAGUGCUACGACAGCUAGUAGAACAUGGCGCGGAAGGAAGAUAUGAUGCGCCGGUUAGUGUGCCGCCGACCGUCGAGGAUGCAGAGGUGGUCGAAGUUGCGAGAGGGAAGGUGAAGGAGUACUUUGAGAAGAGAAUCAAGGCGAAGCUUUAG